UAUUCUUACGUUUGGGAAGGAGUUAUUUGUCGAAAUAUGUCGUGAAAGACACGCUUAUUAAAUCUAAAAAUGUCCUGAGUUCGGCGUAAUAUUUUUUUCCAACGGACUGAAACAAAAACGUGAGCUAAAACGCCCUAAUCACCCAGUUUUCCUAGCUAAUAAAUAUCGCUAGACGCUUCUCCUACGUCGCAAGGAGACCUUUUUGGGAGGAUCGUUCUUAAUUUUCUGCUCUUUUAAUCGUUUUUUCUCAUGUUUGUCAUGCUCGAGUUUUAAAUCUGUCACCGGAGUUACUGAGUUAGACAAAGGCUGUAUUGCGAACGCGAGUGAAAUAACGAUUUUGUGAAUAAUCUCUGGACGAGUAAACGACUAUGUUUGCCCUCUUGAACAAUUCUCGUCUACAAAAGAUACUUUCUUGACACUUGUAGAUGUAUUGGCCAAAUGGAGAAACCGAAAAAAAAGCGGGACAUGAUUCACUGCAGCCAGUCCCAAAACAUCCUUAGAAAUUUGAUGCUGCGGGAUUUUGGUCUGCGAACAACUCACAAAACUAGUACCAGAGAACUAGAACCAAUUGCUGAAACAAAACUCGUACUAAAGGACCACCGGGAAUUGAAAUGUGAUCUACCAGGUGUACCUAGAGGAUCAUUUUUAAUGGUUUUCAGUCCUGACGGUACAAAAGUUGCAUCCACACAUGGGAACCACAACGUUUAUAUUACGGAUCUUACUACCGGAAAAAAUAUUAGGACUCUUUCAGGACAUCCUAGAACUCCAUGGUGCAUAGCUUUUCAUCCGUCUUCAAGCGAAAUCUUAGCUUCCGGCUGUUUGGGUGGCCAAGUUCGUGUCUGGGAUCUUAGUGGUGGUAGUGAAGUAUGGAACUCAGAAAGCCAAACUGUGAUCGCGUCCCUCGCAUUCCAUCCUUCUGAAAGAUUACUCGUUAUUGCUACUUACAACGAAGUCCAUUUUUGGGACUGGAGUCAGUCUGAACCGUUCGCAGUCAUCGCAACAAAAAACGAAAAGGAGAGAAUUAGGUAUGUCGCGUUUGACAAUUUAGGAAGAAAACUGAUAACUGGAAUCGCGAAUACGCCACCAACUCAAUCGCAAUGGGAUCGUCCUCCUUUAGAGCAAUUGUACAGAUCGAUUCCUCGACUGGUUCGAGAAAGAUCGCAAGAGUUCGACUCCUCCGCUCCGCCAUUUUCUCACUAUCAUUCCUCUUCUCCGCUUCAUCUUUGGAAUCAUGGAAUGGUGCAUCACGGAUCCAAUAGGUUUCGAGAUUUCUUGGAGGAGAGAAAUCCCGUUCCUGAAAGUAGAAAUACUCUCAGAAGGAACCAGUCAACGGAAUACGACCCACGCAACUUGCAAAGGUUCUUUUUAAGAGAUGCUCCCGUACCUGUCGUUUCCUAUCCUCCACUGAGGAGGCCUUCAACGACCACCAUAUUUCGUCCAAGUAGCACAGCAUCCGACCUAGAACCCGAUCGAGUUGUUGAAAGAAUACCUGAACAAGUUGCGAAUUCCAGCGCAGCUAAUCAUGAAACUCCGCAAAGAAAUGAAGAGAGAUCCGGUGAAGAUACAAACGACGAGGAACCACCAGUGGCUGAUCCUUCGCGCAAUAAUACACGUCCUAGUUCCUCUAGUGCUGAAAGUCCUCUGAGUUUGUUUCGCAGAGUCGUGAACUCGGCAGAGCGAUUGGAAAAUAUGUGGUCGGAGAUGAAUGACAGGAUUUUUCGCAACAAUGCUCAGGAAACUGAACGGAGGAUAAACCUUUGUUACAGAAACCUCGUUGAUCAAUACCAAUCUGUUGUCAGAAGAUACUGCGAUAUAUCGCGAAAUAGAGACACGAUCGAUCGUGGAACGGAUCCAAUGGAUGUGCCAGAAUUCCCUACUAGUUCUUCUCAGUCUGCGGAAACUCGAGAGCCAGGUAGAAAUUAUCUAGCUACUCAAGCAUCUGCCUGGAUGUUAAGAAACAUGUUGAACUAUACUGCGCAAGCAAAUAACACCAGUUUAGAAAGACUCCAACGUUACCAGCGAGUCCUGAUGGCACGAACCGAACAAGAAGAGAUCGGAACAGCACUUCAAAUCCUCAGAGAAGCUUUAAAUGCAACUGCCGAAAAUAACACGGCUUGUCUUGCCAGGUUACAAAAACUACGAGAAAGAUUACAGGCCCACACGACAACUCUUUUUGCGCAUUCAAACAAUCGCAAUUCAGGGUUGCAGGUUCUCCGAAACGCUCUAAAUGACGAGAUAGAAGCCUUGAACAAUAUGGAAGUUCAGCUCACGAACACGAGUUCCCGGAUUGAAAUGCUGAGAGACGAAUUGGCAACGAAUGGAGUACUACGUCGUAAUCAGACAACAACAGCUUCACAAUUAAACUAUCUGGGAUCAAUUUCUGCGAUGCUGGUCAAUAAUGAUCUCGGUUCUAAUCUCGCUUCGUCCUCGAGAACUGGGGCUGGUAGUUCUAUGAGAGAGGAAACUAAUCGCGAGAGUAGAGGCGAAGAAAGUAGAGAUCGUCAGAAUCAAGAGACUAGGGGUCAAGGAAGUAGAAGUCAAGAAAAUAGAGAUCAUACGAGUAGGGAACCUCCUACACGAACUUCUUUGAGAGACACCUUCAAAUUUCUGAGACUGGCGACUGCCACUCAGGAUAAUUUGAGCACCACUCAACCUGGGGAAGCUUCUUCAAGUCGGACGGAAACGGGAACUAGGGAAGGAAGUAGAAGGAAUUCUCCGAGUAGAAAUAGAACGCAGUCAAAUCCGAGGACGAAUCGGAGGAGAAUUGAAGAUACGGAUACGGAUGAGGAACCUCCGAGGAGAAGACGUCGUAGGGAAGGAUCACACAUUUGGUAUCCUAAUUAUAAUGCGAAUACGAGGUCCUGGAUUGAAAUUCAUGAUGACAGUUCUCUAUCAAGCGACGAAGGCUACAGUGAAAGACGAUCAAGUACCGGCACUUCGAAUUUUACAGUCAGCUCCAGAUCAGCCUUUCAACCCAGCGUCCCGAGACCGUCACCUCCGCAGAGCCAAACUAUAUCCCCGGAAAGCAGAAACUCGGAACCUACCGAAGCGAACAACAGUGAACAGCCCGAAAAUAGUACCUCCGAACCAAACCUCAACGGCGACAGGAACCAAAGAACCCUAAGGAUGAUAACCCACGAGUUGAGAAUGGCUCUCGACUCUUUUCAAAGAAGUCUGAACACCGAUCGCACAAAUCAGACGGAUAAUUUGUCAAAUCCAGCAGAUGACGAAAACGCGAGCGAGCAAUCGGAGAAUGGAUACUGGUUGCUGGAAGAAAACAGCAAUUCGGAUUCAAAUCAAGAGGAGCAGAAUUUGAAUGCCAGUUCUAGUUCUCGAAGAUGGACGAGUCGCUGGAUUCAAUUGGAUCCGAUGAAUAGGGACAGUGACUAUGAACUGUUUCCUAGUGAUCAGUUAGGUAGGAGAAAUUCUAGCGACAGGGCCGAGCCCUUGCCUUCAGAAUCAAGAACCCAGGGCAGUUCUACUGAUAGGAAUCAGCUCUCUCCUAUUUCGAUAAAUUCCACUCGGUAUGAACAACCACCCCUUUUUCCCUUCAGAAGUCUUCGAGAGAACCAGGCGAGAAGAAUGGAGUCGAAUCAGGAAGCUGCUGCAAGCAGUAGUACUCAAACUGAUAGCCGAACCGAUAAUUUGAGAGAUCAGGAGGCUCGUCCGACUACAUCCCAUAAUAAUGCAGAUGGAUUGAGAGAAGAAGAUCCUAGGAAUUCUAGGAGGCAACAGGCUUCCGCUAAGAGGGCUUCUACUAAUUCGGAGGCUAAGAGAUUGAAGGAGGAGAGGAGUAGGAGAGUGAGGGUCUGUCCUCUUCCUCCAGGUCAAGGUCUUUCCGACAACGUGGGAGUUCGUCAAGGCAUUCAGCUCCUUAGUAGAUAUAUUGACAAUAUGCAGCGACUUUGUCGUGCCAGAUUAGAGAUCGUACAACUCCAACAGGUCCGUCGAAUGUGGGAAGAUCUUCAGCGCCAAAUUCGCAGUCUUCACGUAACUGUCCGUGUAGAUGGUGAAAACACCGACCAACAACCUUCCACUAGUGGAGCAUCUUCAUCCGCCAAUCCGCAAAGCACAACUAGCAACACUGAGACACAAAACGAACCUGCCAAAAAUUUUAAGAAGGCCCUCAUCGAGAGCUACAAAAGAGAAAACGAGGUAGAAAAUACUUCCUCGGAUUUGCAGCCAUCAACUUCUUCAGGAACUACUUCUCAAAAGCCCCAAACCAAAACGUCCUCACAAGCUCAUUUAAGUGAAUUCGGACAGAGUUCCACAAACAUAAGCUUAUCAAAUUUACUUCCUACAGAAUCGGAACUAAAACGCAUGAGAGAGCAGAGUCUCUCGGACUUAUUAGAAACCUUGCAGGAACAGGACAGUUGGAGAAGUGCUCAAUUAGAUGAACCCAAUUCGCAACCAAGUGCUAUCAGCGAUCACACUUAUUCAAAUCUAACUACGAACAACACCACCGUUCAAUUACCUAGUAUAUCCAGUUUUAUUUCAAAUUUAACAGCCAGUAUAAAUUCCCCAACGACGACGCAGUUGUUGGAUUCAACGAACUCCAUCAAUCCUGAGGAAGUUCCCAGUUCUUACAGAGCUUCGAGAACUUGUCCCUCGAAUUCAACUCAGGCAAAUCCAGGAACUGAGGGUACUUCCGAGAGUUCCAAUUCUGCACCGUCAAUGGACUCUCCUUCAGGUAGUAGCAGCAUUCGCGGAAGGCAGUACACGUACCAAAGAGUUUGGAGAUACGGACGAAGGAUGUAUCUCCGACGACCUAGGCUGCUUUCUCUAGGACCUAGGAGUAUGAAGCGAGGAUCCAGAACCCAAUUCAAUCCCUUCCGACACUAUGAAAACUCCCGAAGACCCUGGCAUCUCAGGAGAAACGAUCCUCGUUCCACGAAUGGAUCCACGAGCAAUAGCGAAAGAACGCGCGUCCAAAAUACUUCUGAAUCCCUCCAAGCGAUGAUCGUUCGUCUCGAAUCUUUGGUCCGACAGCAAAGAGUGCUUGCGAGAAACAGUGAAAUGAACAGAGGAUCGGACAGCGACAGUCAAUCCGAAACUACAAAUAACACCGAGAAUCAAGAAAUGGAACAAAUCAGAGAAGUCACUCGUCUUCGAGCGAGACAAGUCCUCAGUCUUAUGGUGGAGAGUCUCACGCAGUUUUUCGAAGAGAACCGACCUGGCAGUGGAUCGCAGAGCAAUGUUCUUUAUGAGCAAAUCUACAAGAUGUACGUGCUGCUCCAUCUUGCUCUUCAGUUGACGGACCUGUUGCUCGAACAACUCGUCACUACGAGAAGAGAGUUGGAGUCGAGUCAGUAUGGACCAUUUAAUUCAGAUCUGAAUGCUUCCAGUCCUAGCGAGACGAAUGAACGUCGAAGCAGUGGAAUCGACAAUGGUUUGCAGACAGAAGGAACCCGAUCUGCGGAAGGUCUUCGGACUAACCUUGGCUCUUUUGAAACCACAGAAGAGGCGAGAUCCAGCGAUACUAGAGACCGGAACCAUUCUGUAAUUAAUUUAGACAGUGCUGAGUAUCUUUUAUCUGCCCAGGGAAGCAGAAACUAUCGAAACAUGGCAGAGGAUCUACGGAGGCUCUUUCGCAUUCCAUGUUAUGGCAGCGAGCAGAGAAAUGAGACAUCUCGAGAGUCUGAAAAUUCUCGUGUUCCUGAAACUUCUCCAAAUUCAGAGAACUCUCGACAAAAUCCGAGCAGUUCUCGGAGUUCAGAUCCUGUACCUGAACGAACCGAGCCAACUGUGGGGCAAACUUCCUCGGAAAAUGCUCUUUCGGCAGAGGUUCAAAGUAUCGUUGAGAGGAUUCAGAACAACAGAGAUGAGCAGUUUCCUUCUUUGGAAACCGAUUCGCGAUUUCCUCCAGAAACCGAGAAUCCCUUGGAGAAUGGUACAGAAACGAGGAACGAUUUGGGAUUAGAUGAGGGCCAAGGAAACGUGGAUAGAUCGGAAGACAUCCAGUUUCAGAGGAGACUUUUGGCUGAGUAUGAAAGAAGGAGUCAUGAGGCUGGUGAUCGUCAACGAACUGAGGGCGAAGGAAGAACUCUCAGACCGACUUGGCAAGCUGUGACCUCGCUUCCAAUUGUCAGAGGAUCACAUUCUUCUCGCAGAGGCCCGACGAGGUAUUCUCCUUUAAGAAGAGAGCGUCUCACUUCCGAAUCGAAUUACAGUUCCUACAGAAGUCGACCUUUUCCCGAAAGGGAUCCUCUACUUUCGAGAAUUCGAUACAGAACCGAGAUCAAUUACUACAGAAAUCGACCACUUCCGGAGAGAGAAGUUCCGGCUUCGAGGCCUCCACAUAGAAAUGAGUUUCACUAUUACAGGAGUCGGCCAGUUCCUGAGAGAGAUCGUGGUGUGUUUUCAAGAUUUCCUCUUGAUGCUAGUCAUAGAAAUCGUCCCAUUCUUGAUACACUGCUUUCCUCGAAUUCGGCCAACAGACAUGAAUUCAAUGUUCCUAUUGUUCAAGUGGCACCACCAACGCCACCACACACGCCUCCUUCGUAUUUAACGAAUUCUACCCUCAAUAGUGAGAGAGCUACCAAUCAAAGCAAUAGCGCAAAUGAAUUGGCGGGACCGAGUACUUCGCAGUCUGGGAGUAGAAAUCAGGAUUUGGGAGGACAUCAGGCUUUCUCGCCACAGUUUAGAAGGUGGUUCCUGGCUCAAGCUACUUGGAGAGGGUCGCGGUUUUUGAGUCCGCGAUAUAGCUCUGCUCCUAAUGGAGGUGCUGGUGGCACAGGAGGAGGGGGCGGUGGAGGAGGAGGAGGUGGCGGAGGAGGUGGUGGCGGCGGUGGAGGAGGUGGAAGUGGCGGAGGCCAGGAUCCUGGGAAUGAUGAUAGCGAUGACGUUGAUAUGAGAGACCACGUGCCAGUCAGCAUAUCAUUCAACGGUAUGGAAAUUCCCAACUACCGCGUUCAAGCUUGGGAUUUUUCUGAAGGUGAAAUACCCGACAUUACAAAUCCUGAGAAAAACGUGGUUGUACGUGAAUGCAAAAUCCACAAUGAUGCUAGCAUCGACAUUUCUGCCGAUGGAACAAUGUUAUCAACUUUACUUCCAUCUGGUCGAAUCAAUGCUACCACUACGCUUGGUGUCUACAGUUUACUGUGGGAGAAUUUGGGAGAGCGAGUCUACUCGACAGUGACGGACCAAACUGUCGUUUCUCUCUCGAUGUCUCCGACAGGCCAGCAUCUGCUCGUAGGAUUAGCAUCUCGGAGGAUCCACGUUCCAGCUAGACCUCUUCCAAUGGCCUUGAUUUACAAACUCGUCAAUCGUGAACCCGAAAGUGAGAAAAAGGUGCCUCUGGAUUCCUCCGACUCAAGGUAUUACAACAUCUUUGAUCGCUCCGACGCUUGCGGUAGAAAUGUCGAUUAUUUACAAGGUGUAAAUUAUCGUAAUUUGAAUCAACGCAAUACCGAGGCCGAUUUUAACUGGAGGAAUCCCAGUCCCAGAAACGAUAUUGACAUGAAAGACACCAAGGAAAACAUGAUUCUCUUGCGAGAAUUACUACAAAACAAUAGAGAAACUACUGGUUACGUAAGUUUAAAUUGCAUCAGAUGGGCGCCACAAGCUGGACAAGGCAUGGUUUACGCCACAAACACUGGCCAGCUGAAUAUUCUUCACUGAUGUGACCAUU
Belonocnema kinseyi is the source of this 7630-nucleotide messenger RNA. Its product is annotated as serine/arginine repetitive matrix protein 2-like. The transcript has 15 exons. The record is from RefSeq and is a predicted model, not a curated record. Bases 439 to 7620 code for a protein of 2393 amino acids. Gene Ontology annotation, molecular function: protein binding. Lineage: Eukaryota; Metazoa; Arthropoda; Insecta; Hymenoptera; Cynipidae. Gene Ontology annotation, cellular component: intracellular membrane-bounded organelle. Gene Ontology annotation, biological process: autophagy.